This is a messenger RNA of Orbicella faveolata, 1393 nucleotides long. RefSeq lists its product as uncharacterized. Gene Ontology annotation, molecular function: GTPase activity; GTP binding. The record is from RefSeq and is a predicted model, not a curated record. NCBI's taxonomy places the organism in Eukaryota, Metazoa, Cnidaria, Anthozoa, Scleractinia, Merulinidae.
UCUAUCUUCGUACGAAACGUAAACAAGUAGCUUUUUACUUUUCAAGCAUCGAUGUAGAGAAACCUAUUUCAGUCUAAAACUUUGCUCAGCAAUUCAAAACUUCCAAACAGGUUCCUUUUGUCGUCGCCACUGUGGUUGGCUUGAACUCCCUAUUUGAUUCCUGGAAGUGAGCAAGCCGAGUGCGCAAGGUUAGCGAUCAGUACACGGGCAAAAAGGUUAAUCACACGGAGUGAAGGUUUGAGUAGAGCUUGUAAUUAUGUGUUCGUGUGGUAAUUGUUGCUCAGUGAUAGCUCAUUUUACUGUGGCGGGUCAUUACUAGGCUAGUUCCUUUUGCUAGUAAUGAGGAAAAGAACUGGAAAGGACGACAACCUUACUCGGCGGGAAAGGUCUGAAGGAAAAGAAACGGAAAGGAACGGAAAGGACGAAUAUCGUACUUGGUGGGAAAGGUCUGAAGAAAAAGAAAAGGAAAGAACUGGAAAGGACGAAUACCGCACUUGGUUGAAAAGGUCUGAAGGAAAAGAAACGAAGAGAAAUCGAAAUGACGAAUACCGUCCUUCGAGGGAAACGUUUGACGAAAAGCAAACGGAGAAGACAGCAAAACGAAAGAAAAUUUGCCAAGGCUCCAGCUGGCCAUCAGUUACAAUAAAGAAAAGAACAAGCGACUCUUCACCGAAGGAAUAUGCUACGAGCUUACUUGAAGAAAAAUUCAGAACCCGUCUAAUUGUAACUGACAGAUUAAAUUCUGGUAGAAACCUGGCCGACGACCAUUUGAUUGCAGAAUCGUCCUCAACAGUUCAUAGCUUGGGCGAAGCAACCCAUUUGACAGAGAAAGCAAUACCGCUUUGCCUCCCAGAUAAUGUCAGGUGGAAUCCACAGGCGGGAGCAAUAAAAUUUAAAGAUGAGCGUCGUUCAUUAUAUGUUGUGGAAGCAGCUAUUGAAGAGCUACGAAAAAUCAAAGAGCCCGUAUGUGUUGUAUCAAUAGCUGGACCAUGCAGGGAUGGAAAGUCCUAUAUUUUAAGUAAAGCAUUUAACCAGCCUGAUGUGUUUCCUGUGGGACAUAAGAUGGACCCUGAGACGAUGGGAAUUUGGAUUUGGAUUUUACAACACAAAAUGAAGGCUAGCAAACUUUGUUUUACGCAGUUGGUAGUAAUUGAAGAUGCAAAUCUAAGUAUUCAACAAGUAUUUUCUCUAAUUUCAUGUCAUGCCGUCUCGACGCAUUUAAGGAGAAGGUCACUCCAAAAGACGUUUUUUUUCUCAGCGCUAAUAGAAACCUUGCUAAGUUUAGCCACUCACAAAAGUUUCAGCCUCUAAAGUACAGGCUUUCUUUAUAAAACUGUCUCUAAAGAAGCCCAAAAUUCCACAUCGUUGCCGCCAUUUUGAAUAGUACUCAGCA